UAUUCCGCCUCAGCUGUGAAGGGCCCUCAAACGAUGACUAUAGAAGUGCCUGGCCUCCGUGGUCCACCCGGCUUUCCAGGGCCUCCUGGAUCUCCGGGUGCGCCUGGUAGCUCGGGUGACAUCGGUGAUCCUGGGCAAAGAGGACCCCCUGGCAGUGACGGUAUUCCUGGAAGCCCGGGAGUUCCUGGCCAGCCCGGAAAAGACGGCCGGCCGGGCCGUGAUGGAGAACCUGGCGGGCCUGGAUGUACGGGACCUCGUGGUCCAAUGGGUUCCAUGGGUUUAGUUGGUAUGGCAGGACCGAUGGGACCCAAGGGCGAGACCGGCAUGAAAGGGAUGCAAGGAAGUCCUGGACUUGAUGGGGAAACUCAUUGCAGACAGGAGCAUUGA
Molecule: messenger RNA, 387 nt
Organism: Protopolystoma xenopodis
Lineage: Eukaryota; Metazoa; Platyhelminthes; Monogenea; Polystomatidea; Polystomatidae
Source: the annotation of a GenBank genome assembly